Messenger RNA from Misgurnus anguillicaudatus (oriental weatherfish), 2393 nucleotides. NCBI's taxonomy places the organism in Eukaryota, Metazoa, Chordata, Actinopteri, Cypriniformes, Cobitidae. The record is from RefSeq and is a predicted model, not a curated record.
ACUGCAGAGGUUCAGCAGCAGCAGACAUGAGCAGUUGAUCACAGAUGUGUGUGUGUGUGUAUUCAUUACACAAACACGCUUGUGUCCUGCUGCCUUCUCUCAGUGUUGUGCAUCAGUAAUAAAUCAAAGCUCGCCUUCCGUCCGAGUGCUGCAUCAGACUCUGUGUGUGUGUGUGUUUGUGUGUCUGUGUGUGUUUGUGCUCUGAAUGGAUACACAGCUUGUCGACAUUAACAACGUCUCUGUUCAUAGAGGUGAUUAUGCCUCUGACAGCUUUGUUCCUUCACACUUUCACUUGGGCCUGUGCAGCUGCAAUUGAACCCGUGCCCAAAAUUGAUGGACAGCAGACCUCUUCAAUAACUUUACAGGAGAAUGUUACUCAUCGCUUUAACUGCCAAUCAGAGGGAUGGAAUCCACAAGCCCCUCCUCUACUUUCCUGGUACCUGAAUGGGGAGAGGCAGAGCGAGGUUACUGGCAGCAGGGGGGUGGGGCGUCUGGUCAUGACAUCAUCAGGUGAUGCUGGCGAGCUGAAGUAUGGAUCUGAGAGGAACAGCACAUUCACGCUUAGACCCAAACGCUGGGACAGAGAGCUGAUGUGUUCAGCCCAAAACCCCUUGGGCGGAAAGAGCUACAAUGCAACUGUCACACUCAAUGUACAGUUCCAACCAGAGAUUCUGAGGGUUGACGCUCACUACAGCGAGACCUCGGACCCCGGCCUGUCCCUCAUUUUGUUUGCUUUGGUGCGAUCCAAUCCACCUGCUACUAUCAGCUGGGUGGAUCAGUCCGGUCAUCUGGUGGCCAACACCUCAGACUUUCUCAUACUGGACUCGCGGAGCUACCCGUGGCUAGCCAAUCACAGUCUACAUGUCACUCUGAGUAGCCUAUCAAGGAACAUCUCCAUUAAUGCCAACAACAGCCUUGGCUCCGCCCACACUAACUUGACUCUUACACGUAAUGAUGUGAUGAGAGGUAAUGACGAGAUGUCAGGUAAUGACGAGAUGUCAGGUAAUGAUGACAUAUCAGAAUUCUUGCAGUCACGGGUGGAGGUGCCAAUGUUUGGAAUAGUGACAGGUGGAGCUCUUGGAUUCGUUACCCUUCUCAUCCUCACGCUAAUGGUCUUCUUCCUCUUACAGAAAGACAAAACCAAAGCAAUCGAGGAUCCAAUUGCUCUGCAUCUUUCCUCCAAAUGCAGUAGUGAUGUACUGAAGGUUCAGGUGCAUGGGAUGUAUCUCCCAAGAGAGAAUAUGUCACUCCCAUCACAUGUGCAGUUGAAUGAUGAUCGUGCGCUCUGUAAGGGACAACAGAACUCCAAACAGAACACGCUGGAGAGGAGACGGGUAGAUGAGGAAGAGGAAGAUUUGUCCACAGCAUACGCUGCCAGAGGUCAGAGGUCAUGACCUGGUUUGCUAGAUAUCCAAUGGUGGGUUACAUCUAUAAAGUGAGCAGCACCAGUAGUGAUGAGAUCUGGCUCUGAUGAUCAUUCUCGCUGACUGUUUUGUUGACAUCAUUUAUGCUGACUGUUUCGAUGACAUCAUUUACGUUGACCAAUUCGGCGACAUCAUCCACACUGACUGAUUCAAUGACAUCAUUCACGCUGUUUCGAUGACAUCAUUCACGCUGACUGAUUCAAUGACAUCAUUCACACUAACUGAUUUGAUGACAUCAUUCACGCUGACCGAUUCGAUGACAUCAUUCACAUGCUAACCAAUUCUAUGACAUCAUUCACGCUCACUGAUUCGAUGACAUCAUUCACUCUGACCGGUUCGAUGACAUCAUUCACACUGACUGGUUCGAUGACAUCGUUCAUGCUGACUGGUUUAAUGACAGCUGAUUCAAUGACAUCAUUCACACUAACUGAUUCAGUUCAGUGUAUUAUGGGAUGACAUUGUUAAAAUGAAUGUUUGUGGGAAUAAUAUUUAAAGACCGGAAACUCCUGUUGAGUACGUUCAUACACAGUAUUUUAAAAACAAUAUGUACCCAGAAUUCUCUGCUGCUAUAUGGAAUGUAAUUUGUAAUAUAAAUGGAGCGUAUAUUAAAUCAUUAAUCAUUAUAAGAUCGGUAUAUAUUUAAAGAGGAGUAUAAUAAAAUCUUGACAUUAUAUUUAAAGAAGAGUUUGAUAAAAUCAUAUGUGUGUGUAUAUUUAUUUGUAAGUAUAUUUGUGUAUAGCUCAGUGUAAGUGUGUAGGUAUGAAUUAUGAUUUAAUAGAAGCAUGUCAUGUUCUUUCUGUCCACGAGGAGGCGCAGCUGCAGUCUUUACUCUUAAAUCUUCUGUAUCAUCUCAUGCUUGUCUCAGUCAAACAUUAAAAGAGACAUAAACUUGUCCAGAUACAUUACAGACUUCAAUAAACUAAACAUAUAAAGAAGAAACCAUUUCUUUCUUUUUUUUUAUUAAAUUUU